AUGUCCAACGACUCCAGCCACACCAUGGAGUGUGAAGAGCCAGAUGAGUGCACCCAACCCACCGAACCCAACAAACCCAUCGAGCUCAACAAAAUCAUCCAGUCCAUCGAGCCCAUCUGGCCAAUCAUACCUCUCAAUCUCAAGCGAUAUUUCCCAACCACCAAAAGCGAGAGCUAUGAAGUCGAACCCUUCGAAGCCAGCCCAAACCCCGAAAAAGAGAGCGACAGCGACGACGAACAGCUCUUCCAAGCGCAGAAGCUCUAUUUCCGGGACCACACCAACCGCAGAACGCGCUACUCUGUCUAA
This is a messenger RNA of Aspergillus tubingensis, 306 nucleotides long. Its product is annotated as fatty acid hydroxylase family protein. Lineage: Eukaryota; Fungi; Ascomycota; Eurotiomycetes; Eurotiales; Aspergillaceae. The transcript has a single exon. The coding region runs from base 1 to 306 and encodes 101 amino acids. The record is from RefSeq and is a predicted model, not a curated record.